AUGAGUGAUUGCAGAUACAUGCUUCCACCAAUAGAGUCAAUCAUGCCAUCAAUGGGCAACUUCCAACCCUUCAUUAUAGUUCCUCAACAAACUCAACCAGUAGUAGUUGUUGAAGCUCCAAAGACAACUAAAAAGAUGAAGUUCACUCCUGAAGAAGAUAAGAAACUUUGCUCUCUUAUUAGACAAUAUGGUUCUAAUGAUUGGAUUCAUAUCUCCGAGUUGAUGAAGACAAGAAACCCAAGACAGUGCAGAGAAAGAUGGAACAACUAUCUUAACCCCAACUUAAGAGAUGAUCCAUGGACCAUUGAAGAGGACAAGCUCCUUAUUGCUAAGUACCGAGAGUUCGGAACUCAUUGGUCAAAGAUCUCCAAGUUCUUCGCCCAUAGAUCGGAUAAUGCUAUCAGAAACAGAUGGCAGAUGCUUUUAAGACAAUCUGAACGUCGUUACCAGAGUUCAUCAUCAUCCUCAAUGUCUGAUGCAUAG
This is a messenger RNA of Trichomonas vaginalis G3, 483 nucleotides long. RefSeq names its product RNA polymerase II transcription regulator recruiting protein. The record is from RefSeq and is a predicted model, not a curated record. The transcript has a single exon. Lineage: Eukaryota; Parabasalia; Trichomonadida; Trichomonadidae. The coding region runs from base 1 to 483 and encodes 160 amino acids.